UUGCUCWUGUGAAAAUAUUUUCUGAUUUUCUAUUAUUGAAGUGAAAUAUUUUGUAGUUUUCACAAAAAAUUGUGCGUUUGCAAUUUGUGUCGUUUGACAACUUUCGAAAAAAUAAAAGUUUAAGUAUAAAUACAAAGUAACAUGUYGCAGCUAAUCCGACAAGUAACGCUGCUAUCCUGUCGUACACCUAUCGCACAAUCGCAACGUUUCCGUGGAAAAAUCAAUAUACAACGUCCAAAGGCGCCCCACUAUGAACGUGCCAAAGUGCUAGCUGCCGCCCAAUAUUUGUCGGCUAAAGUUGAAGAGCCCAAAAAGAAAGCAACAUGUUUUCAACGUCGACAACGUGAAGCAGAUAUAGAGAAUCCUUAUAUUGCGGUAAUUGCACGCGAAGUACGCAAUUGGUUUGAACAUUCACGUAUGGUUGGAUUCUAUCAUUUAAAUUCCAUCAAAGCUGACGAUCUAUUCGCCCUACGCGUACAACUGCACAAACAAAAUAUGCAUUUAAAAGCGUAUGGUAAAAAAAUUGUACAAAAAGCUGUUGAAGGCACACGUUUUGAAGCAAUUCUACCAUUAUUCGAAAGCAAUAAUUGUGUGGUUUUCUCAACUCAGCCGCAGGUGUCGCAACUUUUGCGUAUUACACGUCGUGUGCCACAAAUGUUAUUGAUGGCUGGUAUAGUUGACGAGUGUUUACUAAAUCGCAAUGAGUUUACGGCGUACGCACAAUUACCGGGUCUGCAGGCAGCGCAAGGAGAAUUAGUACAAACACUAAAUAUGGCAGCGAGCAAUGUUGUUCAGCAAUUGGAAACUCAUCAAAAGAAUUUUGUCAAUGUGCUCGAUGUAUACGCAAAGAGUGAGGCUAAUGAAAAUGCGCCUGCCAAGGAGGCAAACGAAGAGGAGAAAGCGUGAAGUAAAUUGAUACACUAGUGCCUACAUAUUUAAUAAAAACAAUUUUAAUAGAAUUAAAAAAAAAAAAACCAGUACAUACUGUCAAAAAAGAAAUUACUAACAAAGUGUUUAUGUGUGAAAGUGUUUGUAUGAGUGCUAUAAGUACGAGAAAACUAGAUAUAAUUGAAUGGCGCAAAUAAGAAAAUCUACUUGGCUGCCUUUGGGGAAUAUGAAUAUUUUUAGCUUUCAAUUCAAAUAAGCGCAUUAAUUUAACAUUGUGCAAUAAUGAUAUCCAAUGGCMACAUCUGAAAGUUGCAACGUUGUGAUUGGAGAUAUAAUCGUACUUUUGCAAUAGGUUAUGCCACUUGAAAUUGCCCCCACAGUACUCGAACCAACUCUAGCCACUGUAGGUAGCUAUGGCAUUCCAUAAAGUACUUGACCGAGCGAGCGUCCACUUGGCAGCAUGGCUGUGCGUCGCUCUGGCACGGGUCGGUGGAUUCGAUUCGGUCGUCGUGAUUGCGAUGUGCUUUUUUUUUGCAGCAACAUUAAAGCCAAUGUGUAUGUAACGAGUGAGUACCUACUACAACUACUAGUACUUACCAUCAUGCAAGCCCGUUUAUCGAGGGUGGAGUCCAAGCACCGUUGAUUGGCCUGCCAACUCUGUUGCAAUGUUGUGCCAUUGGUAGAUAAUUUUAUAGGCAUUUUGAGCCUAUAAACGAAAACCGGAAAUAAACGAGCGAACAAAUGAAUUAAUAUUCCUUCUCAAGUACGAAUGUUGUUGGCGCGCUUACAACUACAAACGAGACAAUUAAUUCGCUUAUGUUUCACCGACGAGGGGAAAAGCUUUGAUUAGCCUGGAUAACGAUUGAACAUUUUAAGGCUUUAGCUUCCACCCUCCAGCAGACACCAGCCAGCAGCUGUUUCCAAGCGGCCAUUCUACAAAUGUUUACAAAUCCAUAAGAUACUAUUACGCCACAAAUGCACACACCCAGACAAAAUGUGUAGCUACAAAACAAAGCAGCUACUCGUUUUCCUGGUUGCCCGCUUUUCCAUACA
Messenger RNA from Bactrocera latifrons, 1941 nucleotides. RefSeq names its product 39S ribosomal protein L10, mitochondrial (gene mRpL10). Gene Ontology annotation, biological process: translation. The record is from RefSeq and is a predicted model, not a curated record. Lineage: Eukaryota; Metazoa; Arthropoda; Insecta; Diptera; Tephritidae. Gene Ontology annotation, molecular function: structural constituent of ribosome. The transcript is spliced from 5 exons. The coding region runs from base 142 to 906 and encodes 254 amino acids. Gene Ontology annotation, cellular component: mitochondrial large ribosomal subunit.